Molecule: messenger RNA, 2928 nt
Organism: Sitodiplosis mosellana (orange wheat blossom midge)
Lineage: Eukaryota; Metazoa; Arthropoda; Insecta; Diptera; Cecidomyiidae
Gene: qin
Product: RING finger protein 17
Exons: 4
Coding region: 134-2785 (883 amino acids)
Source: RefSeq, a predicted model, not a curated record
UGUAUGACGAAAUUCAAUUUGGUGUGCUUGUGUUGCCUUUUCAAAUGUCAAUAGGACUUUUUCAGUUUGUUUUUGCAUGCACACUCAUGCACCAUUGGAUGGAUGAUUCACACAGUUAAACGGAGCACACGGCAUGCGAUCAACUAUACACUAUGUUGCUGCUGCUGUUGUAGUCGUUGUUGUUGAAAUAACAGUUUCAUCGCAGCCGCAUUCAAAGUGUCACACACACUCUAUUGCUCAGUUUGUGUUGAGUUCCAGAAGAGUUUACAAGCCGGCGGCCAUUGAGAUUGACGACAAAACACAGUUUAUUACGAGUGCUAUUUAUUCUCAAAGAAAAACACAGAUUAUUUUCCGCGACGCAAAAAUGGAUGCAAAGCAAAAGUUUCAAAGCCAAUUUGAACGUCGACGCAAAAAACAAACCAAACUACAAAAAGAUGGCGAACAUUUGAGCAAAAUUACCGAGGCACGUAACAUUUUUCUAAAGUCGCAAAAGAUUUCGCCACAAGUGUAUAACGAACACGAGGUUUAUAUGACAGUGAUUCAGAAACGGUUUUACGAACUGUGCAAAUGUGCACCGUUGACACUUCGUGAAUAUGUCAACGUAAAAAUUCUCAAUGGAAAUUCACCAAAGGAAUUAUUUUUGAUCCGAAAAGUAGAUGAACAGAAAGCGGAAGAAUUUCAACGUGCAUUAGCAGUUGAAUACACAAACACCGAAUAUCCAUUGGUGUAUUGUAUGAAGGCUGGUUUGAUUUGUGUGGCAAAAUCAUCAACACACGGAUGGCAACGAUGCCGAAUACUCAAGCUGCACGAGAACAGCACCACCGAUGCACUUCUUUUCGAUAUUGGUAUCAUUGAACGUGUGGGCUGGAAUGACCUACGCAUCAUCGAAGAAAAGUUCGCGGAAGCAAAACCGUUUGCCAUUCGGUGUACGCUCGUCAAUGUGUUGACCGCACAACCGAUUGAACGCUUCUCUUUACAACACCAUCAACAUUUUCAGCAAAUUGUGAAGGAACAAACCGAUUUUUACAUCUCUGUCAAUCGUGCGAAUUUCAUGGCAUCAGAUGUUUUCUUAUACUACAAAGUGGACGGUGAAUUCCAUUGUGUCAACAAUAUAUUCCCAAUUCAAUCAUUGUCGGAUGAUAGUUCAGUGCAGGAGGAAGAUGUUACAUCGGAGGCGAAUGCGAUCGAAAACAGUUCGUCGACAAAGUCAAAAACCAAAUCAGAACCAGACCACGUUCAAGAAGAUUCAAUUCAAACGGCACGUAGCUCAUUUGAAACCGAACGAUCAGAUGAAUUGCCACAGAAUGCUAUGGGCCAACAGCAAAAUACGCUUGAACACCUGAUCGACACCUGUAAAAUUUCACAGCCAUGGAAUGUUAUCGUCAAACAUGUGGUUGGAAUUGACGAAAUUUACGUUUGCUUCGAGAAAUAUGUCGAAGCAUUGAACCGAUUGCGUUUUGAUGUGCAAACAUUUGUCGAGCAGCAGUCGCCAACCGGGCAGAAUGCGUGGAAAGUUGGUGAUUAUUGUUUGGCAAUUGAUCCAAACGAGGGAUCCGGGGAAUGGUUCCGUGGGAAAAUUAUGAAAAUUCAAACUCCAGAGAGCUGUAUGGUAUUUUUACGUGACGUUGGCAAGACCAUUGAAUGCAAAUCGUAUAGUUUGAAGGUCAUCAGUAAGGAUCUUCAAUUAGUGCGUGAUUUUACCUGGAAAGUGAAGUUGACGGCCGUCAAAAUGGUGAAACACUGCACGCCAAGCAUGAUGAAAGAAUUGCUUUGUGAGAUGAUUGAUGCUCAUGAGGAGGCAGCGAUAUCAGCUGUUAGUGACAACAAUAGCAAUGACUUGGGCGUUAUAUUAUGGGGCAUUAAAAGAGAAUUUAACGCAUUACUGCCGGAGCGGAUUGAAUUUAUGAACAUAAACGAAUCAUUGGUUGAAUGGAAUGUCGCCACGAGCACCGCAUCAUUUCAUGGCAUUAAAAGCAUGGUCAAUCCAUCGCAGGUCACCCAGAUUGAAGACGAUACAACAAAGUUGCAUGACGAGGAUAACGAGGAUCUUGAAGCCAUGAACUUUUCCAAUCUUGAAAAUCCACGUUUGUUGCCAUUGUUCAAAAUACAGAAAUACCGAAUGGUGACAGACAAAACCAUGGAAGUGAAAUGCUGGCUGCCGUCUGAACGAAUCCGUGAAAAGAAAUUCGUUGCAUUUCCGAUGUAUGUGAGCCAAAAGUUGAUCAUUCAUGUGCUGGAGGCAAGUCGCAAAACUGUAUGCGACGAGAUAAGGGAAAUGCUCGAUAAAAAAUAUCGGGAUAAGCAACUUGAACGAAAAGAAUCCAUUGAAUGGAAGAAGGAAGAUGCGUGUUUUGCUCGAUACGGUGGAGACUAUCGCUUCUAUCGUGGCAUCGUUCGUCGCGUGAAUUACGCAAAAAACACAUGUGUAGUUCGAUUCAUCGACUACGGCAACUGUGAAACAUGUCUCCUUGAUGAUCUAAGAAAGGCGAAUUUUUUCGGCGACAUCCCAGCACUAACGCGACAAUAUCAGUUGCACAACAUUCAACCAACAACAUCGAAUGGAUUAUGGCCAGAUCAUGUACGAAAUUUCUGUUCAAUGUUGAUUGUCGAACGUCAUUGCGAUUUGAUAGUCAUCGAUGAUAAUCAAUCGAAUGGAGCUGAAGCAACACAAGAAGUGGAAAGUUGUCGUCUGGACCUUUUGACCAAACACAAAGAUCUUGCAACGGCACUCAUCAAAAACGGCCAUGCUCAAUUGAUCUUCGACGAUGAUCACGUUUCAAUUUGAUUGGAUUUGUGGCGGGUGCCAACAAUCUAAAAUCGAAUCUCUUUUCUUUUCUUUUCUUUACUUUUCAUUAUAUAUUCGUAUAUAUUUUUAUUAUUUUUUUCAAAUAAAACACACCGAUAUUAGGGAAAUGCCUGAAUUUGUAA